AUGAGACCGUAUUGGAUCAAAGAGUACGGCAAUCAGUGGAACGACCGGUUUUGCAGGGAUUGGUUUGAUAGGGAGUCGCAAUUGGACAGGUUUGCCGUAACGGUGUUCCGUUGCCCAUGCACCUUAACCCAGUCUGAGCGCGACCGUGGUCGUUUUGCACCAGACUUACAGUGCAAUGUGAUCGAUAAAAAGUGUGAUACACUACAUCACGGGGCUCUACACUGUGUCCGAACCGCCCGACCCUCUAUUGGUGGUUCGGGGCAGACAUGUUGUUACGACGACUAUGGUGAACUGGUACAGACCGCCGACACUAUGUAUGGGGGCCGCCCCUCCCGGGCGUUUGUCUACGGGAAACAUCCAUUCAAACAACGUUUAAUGGUGCCCACAAUGUCCUAUUGGUUGUACGACAUAAUGCCGUUCUUCUAUUGCUGCAAAUGGGCGCCCGGAGACGAAAACAGCAAAACAUGUCAAAUGUUUAACUACUGGCGCACAUCACAGGAUUGCUCCUCAUAUCAGACACCCGGCGUCGCUACAGUGUAUGGUGACCCUCAUAUAAUCACGUUCGACCGGUACAACUACACGUUCAAUGGAAAGGGCGAGUUUGUGUUGGUGCAUACGGACAACGCGGUGCAUAAGUUGGACAUUCACGGCCGGUUCGAGCAGAUGCCUAACCUGAACGGCACACACCUGACAGCUGUGGCCAUUCGGGACAAUAUAUCGUCAAUCGUGGAGCUGCGGCUCCGGCCGGUGGCCGCCCGCUGGCAGUUCCAGCUCUACCUGUUUGGCGAUAAGGAGAUGUACUACUUCUGGCAGCCGGACAUGCGCUCCAUACAGAUGAAGGGUGUGAUGCUGUACCAGCCCGCGGGCAUACGUAAUAUGUCCCAGAUCAUAGCUAUGUUUGAUUCCGGCGCCGGCGUCGAGAUCAGUGUUAGUCCCGUCGGCUCCAUCCUGCUCAACGUGUAUCUGCCCAACACUUUCAUCAAUAAUACACGUGGUUUAUUAGGUAAAUGGUCGCGAGACAUAAAUGAUGAUCUGGAGCUACCGGAUGGUCGGUCGGGUCCCCGCGCGGGGCCGUCCCUCACCACACGUGAUCUGCACGACAACUUCGCCAAUCAGUACCGACUCAAAGAGACCAAUACUCCUAAUUUAGGGCAAUCAUUGUUUUGGCACAAUCCUGUCGACCACUCCAACUACGAUGAUAUUAAAUUUGAACCGCUUUGGGACGUCACCGCACAGGACCUGGAAAAGCACCCCGAUGUGGAUAAAGUGUGCAGUGAUAGUACGGCGUGUGUCUACGACUAUGUGGUGACGGGAGACAGCGGUUACGCGGGACAGACCAAGAAGGACGAGGCGGCGGCCGAACUCAUACGCCGAGAU
This is a messenger RNA of Medioppia subpectinata, 1377 nucleotides long. Lineage: Eukaryota; Metazoa; Arthropoda; Arachnida; Sarcoptiformes; Oppiidae. The record is from the annotation of a GenBank genome assembly.